AUCUUCAAUUGGCUUAUUUCAGCUCUCUGCCCAUGUAAUUCAUUUGCAUCAAGUAUGCCUUCCUGCUAACAGUGAUUUAUGAUUUGACUUCUGACAGUUAUUCCAACUACAACUUUUAUGAGACCAUGAAUUCCUUUCUUUCCAAAGGUGUCUCAGGCAUGAAGAGAGACUAAGCAUGAAAAAAUUACAUUUUAUACAAGCUUAGUUAGCUACAGUGAACAGAGAUAAACUGCUUAGUGUCUUCCCUUCCAGACCCUUAAACACCUCUGCAGUCUUCCUUUCUGCACUCUCUUAAUAGUUUUAUGUCAUUUUUUGUAUUGUGGUGCCAAAAACUGCACACAGUACUCAAGAUGAGGCUGCAUCAGUGCAGUGUAGAGCAGGACAGUCCCUUGCCUUGUCUGGCUGACAGUGCUAGACCUGAUGCACUCUAGGGUACGGUUUGCCUUGCUUGCUGCCUAGGCACACUGUUGACUCACGUUCAGUUUACUAUUGAUGAAGACCUCUUUCAGUAGGGCUGCUCCACAGCAGUCAUCUCAUCUCCCAGUCUGUAUGUACAGCCAGGGUUGCCCCUCCCAGGGUGCAAAAUCCACCUUCUAGUUCUCAUCCAGUUCAUUUAAGAAAGCACCAAAGAGAAUGGAAUCUGGGGUACCCUGUUAGUGACUGGUUGCCAGCCUGAUGUUAUCCUAUUUGCUAUAAACCGUGGGCUUGACCCAUCAGCCAGUUGUUCACUCACUGCAUUAUGUUUUUGUCUAGCCAUAUACUAGACAUUUUGUCUAGAAGGAUACUGUGAGAAACAGUAUCGAAAGCUUUACUGAGUUCUAAAAGAUAACAUCAAUUGAAUUCCCUUGAUCAAAUAGUUGGGUGACCUUGUCAUAAAAGGGAAUUAAGUUACUUAAACAGGACUUUCCCCUCAUGAACCCAUGUUGACUACAAGAAAUGACCACAUUUUCCUUCAGGUGUUUUCUGUAACUCCCAUCAUAAUUUUCUCCAUAAUUUUACCAGGCACUGAAGUAGACUGAAAGGCUUGCAGUUAUCACUGUCUUCCUUCUUGCCCUUCUCUAUUCUCUGAUGCCAUCAGUGAUGUCACCUCCCUCCAACUGUGAUGCAGGCAGGCACUCUGGCAACUGACAAUCCACUCUGCAGUGAGCCAGCCUCAGACGUUUGAUGAUCUCCAGUUUAGCAGCAAAGUACAAGGAUCUUUGCCCUGUUGUCAUUGACACAGGGAUGGGCCACACCAGGAGCGGGCUGGCCGGGGAUGAGAGGCCACGAUCAGUGGUGCCCAGCCAGGGCAAGGAUGGCUCCAUUGUCACUCAUGGUGUGGUCACUGACUGGGACAGGCUGGAAGAACUGUGGUAUCACAUAUUCUACCACGAUCUGGCUGUGUGCCCCGAGGAGCUGGCUGUGCUGGCCACUGAUGCCCCACUGUCUCCUAUCAUCAACCGUGAGAAGGUGGCCGAGCUCCUCUUUGAGCGCUUUGGUGUGCCAGCCAUGCUUGUGAUGCCCCGCUCUGUGCUCGUUGCCUACUCCUAUGGCUGUACCACUGGUGUGGUGCUGGGCUCUGGCGCCGGCACAUCUUAUGCGGUGGCAGUACAGGAUGGCUACGUGCUGCCCCAUGCCUCCUUCCGCCUGGACUUGGCUGGGAACGAUCUCACUGUCUACCUGGGCCAGAUGCUGGCAGCCCACAGAGUGCAAUUGCCAGCAGAGACACUCCAGCACCUGAAGGAGACACGCUGCUGUUGCCACCCACCUGGUACCCACUCCAAGCCCAUGGGGCCACUCCUUCAGGAUGAGUACUCCCUCUGUGCUGAGGCCCUCUUCACCCCUGAGGCCGUGGGGCUGUCAGGCCCGGGACUACUAGAGAUGGCAGCCUGUUCCCUGCACCUCAGUGGAGCCCAAUCUGGCAACCCCCCACUGCUGCUGGCUGGAGGCACCACACUGCUGUGUGGCUUUGCUCAGCGUGUGGCUCAGGGCCUGGGCAGCGGGCAUCCUGCUGCUGCCCCCAGCCGCCAUGUUGCUGCCUGGCUAGGAGGUUCCAUUGCUGCUUCCCUUGAUGCCUUCCAGGACUCAUGGCUUCCACGGGAUAUCUACAUUGAGAGUGGCCCCAGUGCUGUGCACCAGCAUUGCUUCUGACCCUGCUAGAAUGCUGCAGGAGGUAGCAUGCAACUACAUCUGCUUGAAAAUUUUUAUU
Messenger RNA from Phasianus colchicus (ring-necked pheasant), 2188 nucleotides. The record is from RefSeq and is a predicted model, not a curated record. Lineage: Eukaryota; Metazoa; Chordata; Aves; Galliformes; Phasianidae.